AAUUCCAGAAACCAAAUACCAUGGCAGGCUUCAGGAGAUCAGUACUGUUUCUAAGGACUAUCACGUUAUUCGUGAUCAUAGCCGCCAUUUUGUGCUGUGGGGAUGCUCGAAAACUUCACAAGCAUCAUCGUAACAGAAACAAAAAUGACGAUAACUAUAAUGAAGAAGUGGCCACUCCUCUUGUGGAAGGAUUUGUUCAGGUUAGGGGAACUCAGUUUGAACUCAAUGGUUCCCCUUUCCUCUUUAAUGGCUUCAACUCCUAUUGGAUGAUGAAUGUUGCCACAGAGCCUGCUGACUGGGACAAGGUCUCCAAUGUCUUCCAUGAGGCCUCUGCGGCGGGCCUUACUGUCUGCAGAACAUGGGCCUUCAGAGAUGGUGGCGACCGUGCUCUUCAGAGUUCUCCUGGUGUGUAUGACGAGCGUGUCUUCCAGGCACUUGAUUUUGUGACAUCAGAGGCCAGAAGAUAUGGGAUUCGCCUGAUUCUGAGCUUGACUAACAACUACCAUGACUUUGGAGGAAGGCCGCAGUAUGUCCAGUGGGCUAGGAAUGCAGGGGCCACCAUCAACGGGGACGAUGAUUUCUACACGAAUGAUGUGGUCAAGGGGUACUACAGGAAUCACGUCCAGAAAGUGCUCACAAGGGUCAAUACCAUCACCGGAAUCGCAUACAGAGAUGAUCCCACUGUCAUGGCAUGGGAACUCAUGAAUGAACCUCGCUGCCAAGUAGAUUACUCUGGCAACACCGUCAAUGAAUGGGUUCAAGAGAUGGCGCCAUACGUCAAGUCCAUUGAUAACAAGCACUUAUUGGCGGUUGGAAUGGAAGGUUUCUACGGGGACUCUGUUCCCGACAGGAAGCAAUAUAAUCCUGGUUAUCAAGUUGGUACAGAUUUUAUCAAGAGCAAUCUCGUUAAGGAGAUCGACUUCGGGACAAUCCAUGCAUAUCCCGAUGUCUGGUUAUCUGGUCAGGAUGAGAAUGCUCAAACAAACUUUGUGCAGCGGUGGAUGGACAGUCACUUGGAAGACUCCAGGACGAAUAUUGGGAAGCCCUUGGUCUUCACCGAGUUCGGGAAAUCCAAGAAGGACCCAGAUUACAGCUUGGACGUCAGGGACUCCUAUAUGAGCGACGUCUAUGCGGACAUCUACGAUCUCGCAAGGAAUGGAGGGGCUUUCGGAGGGGGACUGGUGUGGCAGAUACUGGCAGAAGGGAUGGACUCUUAUGAUGAUGGAUACGAGAUUGUGCUGUCGCAGGAACCGUCAACCACCAGCUUAAUAGCCCAGCAGUCGAGCAAAAUGGCAUCACUGGAACAUAUGCUCUGAGACUGACCAGGGAUUAGCAAUCGGCAGGACACUAAAUUAUACAACUCUUUGUUCUGUUAUAGUCCAGAGAAUAGCUUCACAUUUUCAUUACGACCUGACCGUCAAGUAGGUUAUAGCUCCUUAUAAAAUAAGUAUAAGCUUAUGUAGUUGGAAAGUUAUUGUAGCUUUCUACCACCUUUGAUUUCCAAAAGGAGCUAGGCAAAUAAAACGUCGUGUUUUUGCUGGCCAA
This is a messenger RNA of Punica granatum (pomegranate), 1545 nucleotides long. NCBI's taxonomy places the organism in Eukaryota, Viridiplantae, Streptophyta, Magnoliopsida, Myrtales, Lythraceae. The record is from RefSeq and is a predicted model, not a curated record.